AUGACUAAGCUGUUUAUUUUCCAUAUAACACCUGUUAUGCAUAUCAUGAGUGAAGGUGCUUUUGAAAGUUUAAAUCUUCAUCUUCCCUUCAAUGGUCAACUACUCAACUAUAUAUUGGCUGGCAAUUGCCUCGCGCACAUUCUGAGCAGCAUUGCAAAAGAAGUACUACUGGAGAAUGCCCAUGAUAUAGUUAAGAAAAUCCGGGACAGCAUCAAGUACGUGACAACUUCAGUGCCCCAUGAGGAAAAGUUUCUUGUGCUUAAGAAACAGCUUCAAGUCCCAAGUGAAAUAAGGAACAUAUUUCUUGAUGACCAAACUCAGUGGAAUACCACAUAUCAAAUGUUAGUGGCCGCUUCUGAGUUGAAGCAAGUUUUUUCUUGCUUGGAUACGUAUGAUUCCGAAUUCAACAAACAAGCCCCCUCAAUGGAAGAUUGGAAGCAAGUUGAGACUCUCUGUGCACAUUUGAAGCCAAUUUUUGAUACAGCAUACAUCCUAGCUACUACAACUAAUCCAACUGCAAAUAUCUUCUUCCAUGAAGUGUCGAGGAUUCAGGGAGAUAUGUCUGGUGGUAUCACCAAUGAGGAUCCCUUUGUUAGUAACCUUGCUCGAACAAUGCUAGAAAAAAUGAAUAGGUACUGGAAGAAUUGUAGCCUGACUUUAGCUACAGCAGUGGUCAUGGAUCCGAGGUACAAGAUGAGGUAUAUUGAGUUCAGUUUCACCAGAAUUUAUAGCGAAGAAGAAGCUCCAACAUGCAUGUAUCAAUUCAGAUGGUUGAUGAUCGAAUCCACGAGCUCUAUCGAUCAGGAAUACUUUACAAUGCCUUCGCCUCUGGCACCAAACUAUGCAGAAGAAUUUGAUGCGUACAUCAUGAAGAAUUUGAUGACAUAG
This is a messenger RNA of Rosa rugosa (rugosa rose), 888 nucleotides long. Its product is annotated as zinc finger BED domain-containing protein DAYSLEEPER-like. The transcript has a single exon. Bases 1 to 888 code for a protein of 295 amino acids. The record is from RefSeq and is a predicted model, not a curated record. Gene Ontology annotation, molecular function: DNA binding. Lineage: Eukaryota; Viridiplantae; Streptophyta; Magnoliopsida; Rosales; Rosaceae.